Molecule: messenger RNA, 2237 nt
Organism: Lingula anatina
Lineage: Eukaryota; Metazoa; Brachiopoda; Lingulata; Lingulida; Lingulidae
Product: integrin-linked kinase-associated serine/threonine phosphatase 2C
Biological process (GO): protein dephosphorylation
Molecular function (GO): protein serine/threonine phosphatase activity; cation binding
Source: RefSeq, a predicted model, not a curated record
CUUAGCUAAUCCGCCAUGCUGGCCUAGUGGAGGCGGUAAGCAGUUGCAGUGACUGCAGUUGUUGUAAAUGUACCAGGCAUUGUAGUUUUCGUGAAAAUGGACCUAUUUGGUGACCUACCGGAACCAGAAACUAAGAACAACAAGCCGGAGACCACAUUGUCCAGAAGUACAAGUAUCACAGAGAAGAAUCCCCCAGGGCAAGCCCUCAGGCCAUCCAAGUCUGGCUUGAACCCCAGUCAAGCUGUCUGGAGGGGGGUGAGGGGCAACUAUGUCUCUGUGACACAGGGUACUGGGGGAGGGGGUCUGUUUGAUGAUCUGCCCCCCAAUAGCAGUGAGCUGCCCGCCAAUGCCAGUGGCCUGUCCUCUAGUAACAGUGAUCUGUCCUCCAAUGCUGGUCAGAAAGAUGACACACAGCAUGUAGAAUAUGGUGAAGGAGACAGAGGGAAGAAAAGAAAGAUUGAUGAAUCGCAGGAUGGGGCCCUUCCAGAAAAUGACACUAGGGGGACCUGUGCUCAAGAGAGGACCAAUGCUGAGGCAGGGAGCAAGAAAUUAAUAGGUGGAAUGUACAUGCUGAAAGGUUUUGUGGCGGACAGAAAAGGAGAGCGUGAGGACAUGCAAGAUGCACACUAUCUUACUGAGGAUCUGUUACCGGAGAUUGGGGUCGUAGAUAGUAGCAUCACUAGAGUUGCAUAUUUUGCUGUGUUUGAUGGACACGGCGGUGACAGAGCUUCCAAGUAUGCUGCUACCCACCUCCACAAAAAUAUUGCAUGUAAAUUUCCCAAAGGUGAUAUAGCUCAAGUUGAGAAGGACAUCAAAAGGCAGCUAAUAGAGGCAUUUAAAAAGACAAAUGAUGAUUUCUUAAAGUUAGCAACAGCCAGGAAACCUUCAUGGAAAGAUGGCACUACAGCAGUGGCAGUUCUGGUGAUCAACAACACAUUGUAUAUAGCCAACCUUGGGGACAGUAAGGCCAUUCUGUGCAGAUACAGUGAAGAGAAGAAGUCCUAUAUGGCAGUUCCUCUGACCAAAGACCACAAUCCAACACAGUAUGAAGAGCGAAUGAGAAUACAGAAAGCAGGGGGCAAUGUUAAGGAUGGGCGUGUGAUGGGAAUACUGGAGGUGUCACGGUCACUGGGUGACGGUCCUUACAAAGCCCACGGUGUCACAUGUAUCCCAGAUGUCAAGAGAUGUCAGCUGACCAAUAAUGACAGGUACAUUUUGAUAGCUUGUGAUGGCCUAUGGAAAACAUUCAAAAGUGAAGAAUCUGUCUUAUUUGUAAAUAGAAUUUUAGAGCUCCAUGCAAGUAGUGAUGCAGCAAAUUCCAAAUCAAAGGAACGUUUACACUCAGACUUUGAGACCGCCUGCGGGCGAGUGGCCAAUGAGGCAGUGAGGAAGCUCAGUGCAGACAAUGUGACUGUUAUGCUGGUGUCCAUACAGAAUCCUUCUUGAAUAGGUCACAUAUUCCAGUGACAGUUUUGACAAGGAAUUGUGUUACAGUAAUGAAAGAUCCAUCUCUGUUUGAUGAAAGCAGAACUGUUAAUGUAGCGGUGAUUUUUGUCUCUCAUGUACAAAAUGCAUGAAAAAAAAUACAAGCUUUAAGUCAUUGACUGUGAGGGCAUUUGUUUAUAUAAAAGUAAAGUCUUUAUAAGAGGGCUUAAUUGUGUCAUAUGUAAGUCAUUCUAAUCUCAGGUGUAAAAAAAGUUUAAAUUCAAGAUAACACAGUGGAAUUGCGAGAAUGUAAAGCCUCUGUCACAGUGGGUUGUGAGAGAUAGGAGAACACAUUUUGGCCCACUCUCAUUCUGAUGAAACUCGGAUAAUAUUCUCCCAUAAGGGCACAUUCUCAAACACUCAUCAGAACAUCUCACUCAUUAAAAAAAAAAAAAAGAUUCAGAAUAGAAUAGAUCAGAUUUAUUUCUACCCAGUAACACAGAUUUGCAACUUUUUGUAAAAAUCCGCUGGAACCAGCCAGCAAGCAAUACGGCAUGCCAUGCCAGGACGGAACAGAACUUCGAAUCACAUUAGCCGAGGAUUAAUAAUUAACCUACAGUUUUACAUCCAAACUAUGUAACAUAGUUGUUAUACAGUCAAUGAAAGAUAUGUGCAUAGAAUUAGCAGUUAAGAUUGAAAUAUCAUUACGUACACUCUACUCUCAAAGCUUAAGUCGGCUGAAAUAAAGUUUGCCAACUGUAAAACUAGCUUGAACAAGAAAACACCCCAACUGACAAAAAAUAAUUUGGACU